AUGGCCGAUCUCAAGCAUCUCUUCCUCAUCACGAAACACCCAUCAACAACCCAAAUCCUCCUAACCUCUCUCUUCUUCAUCUCCCUCUUCCUCCUCUCCUCUUCCCCUCUCUCAGACUUCUCCCACUCCCUCAUCGUCUCCAGCUUCACCUCUCGUCUCCUCACCGCCGCGAACUUCUUCUCCACGACCGCCUCAGACUCAAACACUCUCUACUCCGUCUCCCCCACAAGCAUCCGAGUCAAGAACGAGUCAAAAAAGAUCGACUCGGCGAGCAAAGAACUCACUUCUUGCGAUAUCUUCGACGGAGCUUGGGUCUCCGACGACUCCGAACCCGUCUACCUUCCCGGUUAUUGUCCUUACGUCGAAGACAAGUUCAACUGCUUCAAAAACGGGAGACCCGACUCGGGUUUUCUUCGUCAUCGAUGGCAACCUCAUGGAUGCUCUGUUCCAAGGUUAGACUUUGAGUGCUCUAUAGACUUCAUCAAGUCACCGUUUCUAGUUCAAGAAUCAGAGGUUUUAGAUGUGUACGGGAAGAGGAAAGAGACGUUGAGGCUUGACAUGAUCCAAGAAUCGAUCAUGAAGAUAUACAGAAACGCAGAUAUUGUUGUGUUCAACACUGGUCAUUGGUGGACUCACCAGAAAACCAAUGAAGGGAAAGAUUAUUUCCAGGAGGGGAAUAGAGUUUAUGAAAAGUUAGAAGUGAAAGAAGCUUAUACAAAAGCUCUACAUACAUGGGCUGAUUGGGUUGAUUCGAGUAUCAACAGUAGUAGAACUAGAGUGUUCUUCGUUGGUUACUCUUCUUCCCAUUUUAGGAAAGGGGCGUGGAAUGCAGGAGGGCAAUGCGAUGGAGAGACAAGACCAAUAGAGAACGAGACGUACACAGGAGGGUAUCCAUGGAUGAUGAGAGUGGUGGAAUCAGUGAUCUCGGAUAUGAAAACGCCUGUGUUUUACAUGAACAUCACGAAGAUGACUUGGUAUAGAACCGAUGGCCACCCUUCGAUUUACAGACAGCCUGUGGAGGUGAGAGGAAGUUCUCCUGCAAGCGGUAUGUUUCAAGAUUGUAGCCAUUGGUGUCUACCUGGAGUUCCUGACUCAUGGAACCAGCUUCUCUAUGCUACUUUGCUUGUUUCACGCGGUUCCUUGCCUUACAAGUCUUCUGGAAGUGUCUUGUAA
Molecule: messenger RNA, 1173 nt
Organism: Eruca vesicaria subsp. sativa (arugula)
Lineage: Eukaryota; Viridiplantae; Streptophyta; Magnoliopsida; Brassicales; Brassicaceae
Source: the annotation of a GenBank genome assembly